Molecule: messenger RNA, 2202 nt
Organism: Castor canadensis (American beaver)
Lineage: Eukaryota; Metazoa; Chordata; Mammalia; Rodentia; Castoridae
Source: RefSeq, a predicted model, not a curated record
UGGCUGCUGGAUGGCUAGCAUUCGUGUAUCAGUACCAGGCAAUGUCUGAAGGAUGGCAAUCCACAAUAUCUCUGGGAAUUACUCUUGUAAUCCUAUACUGACGCCCCAUUUAACCAGACUGUACUUUGUAGUACUCAUUGGAGGACUGGUAGGUGUCAUCUCUAUUUUGUUCCUGCUGGUGAAGAUGAACUCCCGGUCUGUGACCACCACGGCAGUAAUUAACCUGGUGUUGGUGCAUGGAGUUUUCCUGUUGACAGUACCUUUCCGCUUGACCUACCUUAUCAAGAAGACUUGGCUGUUUGGCUUACCCUUCUGCAGAUUUGUGAGUGCCAUGCUGCAUAUCCACAUGUACCUCACAUUCCUCUUCUAUGUGGUGAUCCUGGUCAUCAGGUACCUCAUUUUCUUCAAGCACAAGGACAAAGUGGAAUUCUACAGAAAGCUGCAUGCUGUUGCUGCUAGUACGGCCAUGUGGCUUUUGGUGAUUGUCAUUGUGGUGCCCCUGGUUAUUUCUCAGUAUGGGAAUAAGGGGAAGUACAAUGAACAACACUGUUUUAAAUUCCAGAAGGAACUUAUACAGGAUUAUGUGCAAAUCAUCAACUAUAUGAUAGUCAUCUUUGUCAUAGCCACUGCAAUGAUUCUUCUGGUUGUCCAGGUCUUCAUCAUUGUGUCCAUGGUGCGGAAGUUGCACCACUCCUUUCUAUCCCACCAGGAGUUCUGGGCUCAACUGAAAAACCUAUUUUUUAUAGGCAUCAUUCUUGUUUGUUUUCUUCCCUAUCAGUUUUUUAGGCUCUAUUACUUGCACAUUGUGGCACACUCUAAGGACUGUAAUGACAAUGUUGCAUAUUACAAUGAAAUCUUCUUGAGUGUAACAGCAAUCAGUUGUUGUGAUUUGCUGCUCUUUGUUUUUGGGGGAAGCCAUUGGUUUAAACAAAAAAUUAUUAACCUAUGGAAUUGCCUUUUGUGCUGUUAACCAAGAUUAUAGUAUUCAUUUAUAUAUACAUAUAUGUAUAUAGCUACACACAUACACACACAUAUGUAUACAUAUAUAUAUAAUACACAUGUAUAUAUGGAAUGAAAAUGGGCAAAAGAGGUAAGAAUUGUUUUAUAUUGCUUGAUCAAAACUUUGCCUAGAUCCAGCCAAACAAAAGGACCAUAAAAUGUCAGGGAACUCAUCCCAGUCCUCAUUUGAUCCCUCUGGUCACUGAAGGAUGUCCACACAAAGAUCAGUGAUGGUGAAUCCACCUGAAGUUGCAAUACUGCAUUAUUUUCCCUGCAUUAUUUACACAAUGUCCAUGUGGCCCAUGUAGGCAACAUGAGUCUAGUGGGACAUUCUGAGUUUCUUGAUUUAAAACAUGGCCUUUUCUUAGGCUUUUGUUUACACUUAGGUGUCUAGUUUUUGGGUUUUUUUUGCACCCACUUCACCUUAAUUAGGUUAAUCUUAGUCAUAAGCCACCUCCAAAAAGAUGAACUCUACUUGGCCAGCCAGAUAAGAUGACCCAUUCUACUCACACCCUGGCAAAAAACAGAAUAAGGAGAGGAAAAGUAAGAAAAUUUUGAGAAUAUCUUAACUUUGGUGCUAGAAAUCAAUGCAAACAGAACUCAUGUACUUCUGCUGUUAAAAGUUUGUCUAGAUUUGUCUUUUGAAAGGUUGAGUUUAAGGACAAGGGGUUUAACUAUUUAAAAUCACCACUUGUACUGUUUUAUCCCAAAUCAUGCUUGCUGAGCAUGCCUAUGAAAUGGUGAAGCAACCAUACAGGAUAUUCCUGACUGAUGUGCUCUGAGGCAUUAAAACAAGUUCCUAUGGGAGGUGAUUGAAUCUUUUUCCUUUUCUGUUUUGUUUUUUGUUUUUUUUUAAGAAUUUCUAGAUGUCUUGGGCCACAGUUGAUUUAGAUUACAUUUGGAAAUAGAAUGUUAUGCUGAGAUAUUUAGAAUUCCAUUCCACUCUUAAAGUUAUUAAAAGUGUUUUUAUAUAAUGAAAAUUACAUUCUUAAAAAGAAGAACUUUUGAGAAAUAUAUGGAAUAACCAUUGAUUUAGACUCUGUGAGACUAACUUGAAUGGCAAUGUUUUUCUGGAAUAUUUGAAGAAUGGAUGAGUAAAUAUAUAUGAAAUUAAUAAAAUUGUAAUGUGUUAGAAUAUUGAAUAGUGUGGAUUUUCUUACCAAAUUCUGAGUAAUAUUUUGCAAUUUGAUUGAUAACAUAACU